Molecule: messenger RNA, 6255 nt
Organism: Girardinichthys multiradiatus
Lineage: Eukaryota; Metazoa; Chordata; Actinopteri; Cyprinodontiformes; Goodeidae
Product: NHL repeat-containing protein 3-like
Exons: 3
Coding region: 170-1231 (353 amino acids)
Biological process (GO): proteasome-mediated ubiquitin-dependent protein catabolic process; negative regulation of translation; protein polyubiquitination
Molecular function (GO): protein binding; ubiquitin protein ligase activity; translation repressor activity
Source: RefSeq, a predicted model, not a curated record
CAUAUGACUCCAGGAAGUGACCACUGUUUGUGACCUACUAGUUGAGAUAAACACGGGACUUUACCGCGCAGUUUUUAAUCCUUGCAGGGGUUUUAGUUUGUGGUCAGGUCCUCUUUGAUUCGAAAUCAGAUUCUAGUUCCGGUCGGUAAGUCCCACGGCGAGGCAGCAAAUGUCUUUAAAGAAGAGAAGCCAGUGGUGUCUGGUAGUUUCAGGCACGGUGUCAUUAAUCCUGCUUAUGACGGUGCUGUACAGCAGCAACCGGGGGCAGCGCCGGAGCAGCUCCAGCCUCAGACAUGACUACCAGCUGAUGGGCAGACCCCUGUACAAACUGGACCUGAGCUGGCCGAAGAACCCUGAGAUCUUCACUGGAGAUGUGUUCUGUGUGGCUGUCAACCAGUAUGCUGCUGUGGUGUACGUUGGUCAGAGAGGGUCUAAUGUCCCCAAGGUGCUGGUGUUCACCACAGAAGGAGAUUUCCUCAUGUCCUGGAACACAACCACCCUGGAGAUGCCUCAUGGAAUGUUCUUAGCAGAUGCAGCUUCCAAAGAUCCCACCGUGUGGAUCACAGAUGUGGGGGAUGGUCCUUAUGGCCAUUGUAUCAAACAGUACUCACCAUCAGGAAUGCUUUUGCAGGUGCUUGGUACUCCAGGUAAAGCAGGUUCUGGAUUGGACCCUCUGCAGUUUGACCAGCCAGCUGAGAUUUUUGUCCAUGAAUCUGGGGAAAUGUAUAUUGUGGACGGUGAUGGAGGCAUGAACAACCGCCUCAUCAAGCUGUCUAAAAACCAGCAGGUAUUGUGGAUGCAUGCAGAGAAAGGACAAAGCCUGGCUCAGUUCUACAUACCUCACAGUGUGACGGUGGACAGUGCCCAAAGAGUGUGGGUGGCUGACAGGGGCAACAAAAGGAUCCAGGUGUUUAACUCCAUCACAGGGGACUGGCUGGGGACAUGGGGAAGCUGCUUUACAGAGGACGCGCCCUACUCUGUCCGUCUGACCCCAGACAAAAAAUAUUUUGUUGUUGUGCAGCUUAACACCAAUCAGAUUACGCUACUGGAUGCGCCACCAGUUGGGCUAAUAGGUCAGUGCAAAGUGGUAAGUGUCAUCCAGCUGGCCGAAGACGUGAAGCCCCACCUGGUGGAUCUGGAUCUAAAGGCCGGAGCUUUGUAUGUGGCUGAGAUCGAAGCUCAACAGGCUCAGAAGUUCACUCCCUUUAGUCUGGGUGGAAACUUGCUUUAAGUGCAUGCUGGGUUUAAACUACAAUAUUGAAUAGGCAGUGCCCACAUGAAACUCAUUACCAUUUUAAAAUGUGCCGGGAUGUCAGUAAGGUUUCUAAUCAUGUUUUAGAAGGAUAAAUAAAAUCCUCAAGAUAAAUAUUAGAUGUUCAAUGUAUUUUCUGGCCAGUCUUCCUCUAAAACUGAAAGUUUACCAAUAGUUAAAAUGCCUCUUCAAGCUUUUCAGUGUCCAUGUUGAAUAUCCACCAGAUAUUAUCAGAUAUAAUAAGGUUUCAUUGCAGGUUUCAGAGUGCUGGUUUUCACUGCAAGUAUUUCUUUCUUUUAGAGGAAAAUACAGUUUUAGCCAAUGUGUGCAUUUAGUGCUCCAUUAGCCUGUAGGAUUUCACCGACAUUGGGGUCUUCAUCGUUUCUGCUGUGUUGUGCCAUUUAUCUGCAAAUUUGCAUGGCUUGGAAACAUCAGUACCCAUCUGAAGCUGAGGAGUUUCUUUCUUCAUUCUAUUGUUGACACCUGAAGCUGUUUGUAUUUCAUGCUGAGGCUAUGCCUUACAGCAUGACUCGUUUUUUCUUUUUUUUGUAUAUAACCUGUAUUUUAACUUUACUAUGGGAAUAAUUUUGCACUUUUUUCAGUUGGUGUUUGUUCUGUUGUAAGUAAGCUUUUAAAUGACCAUAGUACAAAUGAUUGUUCUUGUGUCUCUGUAGUGCAAAGAUGAACCCCCUUACCUGAAGAGAAUGAUGUGGUUUUGGAGUUUAGAUGCCGAUUUGCUUUGAAUCUGUGAAAAUAUAUUCAGGCAAAUGUUCUUGUGUCCUGCUGGUAUGAGGCUAUAAUGGCACAAUACUGUGUAAUUAGUUUUUUGUCUUUGUCUGGUUAUAAAAAUACUUUUUAAUUGUUCUAUUUGUAGUAAAGCCCGUAAUAAAGCUCGGAGUAGAGCCGCUGCUCCUCCACAUUGAGAGGAGCCAGUUGAGGUGGCUCAGGCAUCUAUACCGGAUGCCUCCUGGACGCCUCCCUCCGGAGGUGUUCCAGGCACGUCCCACCGGGAGGAGGAUACAUUCUUAAAGGGUUGAUCUGGAUAUUUUGAGGUGAGGUUCUACAAAGUUAUUGUGACUAAUAGUUCCCAUAUCUGUAGUAGGAAGAUGUCAUAUCCUAACUUCUGAAAAAUGAAAAGCAAUCAGAGGUGGACACUGACAGCUAGUCAGACACACCUUAUGCUUUAGCUGACUGUAGCAAUUAAAAACGAUAUGGAAAUGUUCAUCUCAGUGGGUAUAAUGCUGUUGGUUGAUAGGAACAGUUUAAUGGGUUUUUCUUUUCUAAACAGCCAUGGUUGACAAUUACAAUCUCUUUCAAUACUGAGGGAUUUUUGUAUAAAGGCAGAUAAGCUAAAAUCAAUGGUCAAUAUAUUACCUACUAUUACAAAUAAUAAUAUAUAAUAAUAUUACAUAUUUUUAUUCAUAUAAAUGAAAUUUAGGCAGAAUGAUAAAGCAGUGUGUGAGAACUUGAGUCUACUUCAUGGCUUUUGAGUUUCUCGCAUUGUUGCUAAAGAAUGUUGUCAAACUCUUCUUUAUAUUGUUGAUUGAUUUCAGUGAAUGUCCCUCCUGGUACCCGUCCAAACAUGUCUUACACGUUCAGUCGUAUUUCUGAUUCUACUGUCAUAACUUUAACUUCCAACUUUGGGAAUUUUGCCGGCUGUCUUAAACUUUUCCUACAUAUUCUCACUGUAAAAUCAUUGACAUCAUAGAGUUUGAAAUAGCCCUAUAACCCUUCUUAAACUAAUGGAGAGCAACAGUUGCUGAUGGCCUCAGACCAUUAAAUUCAUUAAACUGCUGCUAUUGCUGGUGAUGAUCAGUUGAUCAAUGCAUUUCAUCAGCCUGGCAGCUACUUCUCAUCUUAACUGUUGUGGAAGUAUUAGGAAGUGUAGUUUUUUACACACUGCUUCUGCUUUUUGGCAAAAACAAAUCUGUCUAUGAUACAAACACACACACACACACACACACACACACACCAGUGUAAGAGGAUGUAGCUACUUUGUCCAAUGACUAAGUUGUCAUGAAUCUUUUCUGUACUUUUUGUGUUUGGUGCAUUAUGUAAAGCUAUAACCUCUACAAUGAUUUAAUUGAUCUAAAUUGCCCCCACUGAAAAGCUUCACAUGUUGCAGGAGAAUCAUGGAUGUAACGUUUGUUGACCAUUUUUGAACCUUUGUGACUACUGUGUAGUGUGAACACAUAAUCUGAUUACAGACAGAAAUAUUAGCUUCUAGAUCUCCCUUGUUGUAGCUCUCUGUAUGAAAAGGGGUUACACUGACCCCGUUUCACCUGACUACCAGACAGCAACACCAGCUACAUGAUUACAGCUGGUUUCAUGUUUUUAUUGUGUGUUGAGAUCAGAUUCACCCUGCAACCCAGCUAACAACAAACUGAACUGUAACUCCACCAAGAUGCAAACCUCUUGUUUUUAAUGCACUGCUAAUUAUUGAUGAAGGAUGUUUAUGCAUGUGCUUCUUGUUCUGGCAAUAUAAAUCUCUGUACCUCUACAGUGCUGAUAAAUGUAUCAGUGUUUUCUUGUAGACAGUGGGUGUGUGUAAAUGGUGUUUUUUCACCUUUGCUAGUUUCCUGGGCUUUGUGUCAUUUCGUUUGUUAGUCAAGUGUUUUAAUUCUUUGCAGUUUAUAUACUGGAUGGGUUUAAACUAGAGAUUAUUAUUUCCUUUUAAAUUGAGCAUCUAUGUUUAGAUGUAUAAUUUUAUUUCUCUUGGAGAGGGGAACUAUAUAACAUUUUUUAAUAUUAUUAUAUAAUUGAAGGCAGUCGUUUUAAACAGAGACGCAUCUAGUCCUCUGUGGCAGGUAGUCGUCGAAAGCAUUUCAUUUUGCCAAUGGUUGGUUUGUGGUUUGUGGUUUGGACACACACCUUAAUAGGCCCUAAGCAUCACUAAACACGCCACAAACAUCCAUACAGCAUGUGUCUGGGUAGAGACUGCACAUGCUCUGUUCCUUGUCAUGUGAACACACCUGAUCAUUCCACGUACAUCUCAAUCAAGUCCUUUAUUGAAGUUGACAUUUUCAGCAUAAUUGGAAAUCUAAUUUAUUACAGCAAAACAAUUCAUUAAAUGAAAUUCAUAGAUUUGUUACAAACAGGGUGAAAUAUUUCAGUGUUUUCCUGUUAAUGUUAAUGAUUAUGACUUACAGCUUUUGAAAAGCUAAACUUUAGAUUCUCAGAAAAUUCUAAUUUUAUGUCAGACCAGUAAACGUUUUUUAGUACACUAUUUAACAUUAUGUCCAUGUACUGAUAAGUAUCUGCACUUGGUACUUGGUCAGUCCAAUUACUGCAUUAAUGCAGUCUGGCAUGGAAGAGAUCAGCCUGUAAUUCUGCUGAGGUGUUCAGGAAGCCCAGGUUGCUUUGAUAGCUGGCUUUAGGUCAUCUGUAUUGUUGGUUCUGGUAUCUCACAUCUUCAUCUUGACAAUACUCCAUAGGUUCUCUCUGGGUAUCUGGUCAGCCCAGUUUGCUGGUGAUACCAUGGUCAUUGAAGGAAAUGUUGGUAUCUUUGCCAGUGUUGGCUGGUACCUAGUCCUGCUGGAAAAUGAAAUCAGAAUCUCCAUAAAGCCUGUCAGCAGAAAGAAGCAUGAAAUGCUCUAACAUUUCCUGAUAGAUGACUGCUCUGAGUUUGGACUUGAAAAACCCAGUUGACCAACACCAGCAGGCUACAUGGUUCUCUAAACCAUCACUGACGGUAGAAACUUCACACUUGGCUUCAAGCACCAUGGAUUCUGUGCCUCUCCACUCUUCCUCCAGACUCUGGGACCUUGAUUUCCAAAUUAAAUUCAAACUUUCCUUUCAUCUGAGAAGAGGACUUUGGACCUAUAAGCCUUAGUCCGUUUUCUCCAGCAAAGAUGCUUCUGACGUCUCUGGUUCAAGAAUGGCUUGACACCAGAAAUGUCACAGUUUAAGUCCAUGUCUGAGAUGUGUAUGUGUUUGGUGGAAGUUGACUCCAGCUAACUCCAGCUGCAGUCCACAUUUUGUGAAGCUCCUCUGACAUAUUGAAUCAUCUUUGUUUCACAAUUCUCUUAAGGCUGUGCUUAUUGCUGUGGGUUGUGAUCCUUUUUUCUGUCACAUGUUUUCCUUCCAAUCAAUUUUCCAUCAGUAUGCUUGGACAAAGAGCUCAAUGAACAUCCUGCUUAUUUAGCACUGAUGUUUUGUGACGUACCCUCCUUGUGGAAGGUGGGAUUGACUGCCUGCUGGACAAGUCAACAGUCUUUUAAUGAUUGUGUCAGCCAGAGCAUUAUGCUGGUGUAGAUUCUCAGUUAACAAGGAUACAACAAUCUGAAAUAGACGGCAUCUGAAAAUCUUCUCUUGAAAAGUCUGGUUUCCUUCUCGUUGAGCACUUUGGAGGGAAAUAACAUUACAUUUCUUUUGUUGGGCUGAUAAAACUUUCAACCAGAAAGUAAAAAAUCUGGGAGAUUGAUUCUGUUGUCAAGGUAAAUGUUUCCAGUUUUGUCUCCUGGCCAGAGUUAAACCUUUUCUUAGUCGUUACGUUCUGGAAAAAAGACCUGAUUAUUGUAAUGCUCUUUAUAUCAGCGUGUUCCAGAUGUCCCUCGCUGGCCUUCAACUAGUCCGGAACACUGCAGCCCAUCUUUUAACCAACACAUCACCCCAGAGUUUUUAGUGCUUCAUUGGCUUCCAGUUAGUUUUAAUGUUGAGUUGAAGAUUUGAAUGUUUGCUUUUAAUGCCAUAAACAGUCUUGCUCUAUCUUAUCGCUUAAAAAUUCCAAGCCUUUGUAAACAUAAGAUCUUCAAAUCAUUGAACCAGAAGGUCAAUGUACAAACAGUGUCGUGAUUUUUGCUGUUUUGCUGCUGCUUCUCCCAGGAUGUUUAAUAUGUUUCUGUGUCUUCAACAUGUUUUUAAUUAUAUAUGCUUGUAUUUUAUAUUCUGGAUUUGUUUAUUCCUGUUUAUUUUUGUUGUAAAGAACUGUGGUCAUCUUCUGGAUGUUGUUGUUAAAUGAAAGAUGAAAAUGAGGAAAUAAAUGAUGAUUGAUAAUAUCCUAA